GAUGGUUGCAGUCAUGGGAACAGAUUCUUGCUUAUUAUCCCUCUCCGGUUGUGAUAGAGAAGAAGAGAACACGGGAUUCGAGCUCUCGUCUCGCUCUUCCUCGUUAGGUGGCGUGGUCGGGAGGCGUGAUGUGGGAAGCAGGCGAGGCUGUCGUCAGCUCAGCAGUCACUCGCUAAACUUUCAUCGUCAAGCCUCGUAGAAGUGGGGAGCUGCGUGUUGCAUCUUUGGCAGCUGACUAGGAGCUGUCUUUCCUGGCUCUCUUUCGAUGAUUGUCCGCGGGAAGCACAAGAGAGGAGGAGGAGGAGACGGCUUGGCAGAGUCGCAUUGACGGUGCGUACUCUGGAAGCUCAGGCUUCUUAGAAAAUUUUCUCUUUACUGUAAAGAAGAGAAAAUGAUUAUCCCGAAGGAUGGAGUGACAGACAUGAGUAUGAUCACGGAGGAGCAGAAUAGCGUCGAGCCGUUGGUAGCGGGGACAUUUCAACGCUCCGUGAUAGUAGACGUCAGUAAUCCUCGACUCGCAGAAACGGGAGAGCAUCAGAGGCCGUGGAAGAAGUCGAGAGCUACGAGCUCGGCGGAAUCUGCAGAGGAGACUCCUCUUCCCAUCGAGAUGGUGGAGCAUAUCGUGGGGAUGAUGCCCUUUCCCUCAAUUCUCACUGCACGCCUGUUGAACAGGUCGUUCAAGAGCUUGUUUUCCGAGCAAUCGAAGAAUGCUCGAUUCCGCGAGAUUGUGAAGUCAGUUAGCAGCACAUGGAACCAGUACUGUCCAGUAAUACUCAACAGAGACGCAGAGUGGUUGAUGGGUUAUGAUCGCGUCAACCAUCGCUGGCAGAAGAUGGCCCUAGGAAUCGCCCGCAGAAAUUAUGUGGGUUUAGGGUCGCCCUGGAUCGCCGCCCAAAAACUCAAAGGCGCUGGUUGCCUCAUUUGUGGCCUCUCGUUGGGCUUAUUUGUCUGCAAUGUGUUCACGAAAGGCUGGAGGUGGCUGCCAUCUCGGCCCAACGACGAAUCUCCCAAGGAUCUGUUUAUUAUUCCGGACGGCCCCGAUGCCUAUAAAAUCCUGACGAUCACGCUCCUCCGGCCACUCCAAUCGGGCAAAGUGUGCGCCCAAUUGUACGACUCGAAGACCGAUUCGUGGAGCAUGCAGAUUUCCAACGCCAACUUCACUCUGUCCUUCAACAGCAGCAGCGUGUACGUGAACGGACUUGUGUAUUACAUGCAGUACGACGAGGACGACGACAGACAAGUGAUGAGAUUGUGCUUCUACAACGUCAGCGAAGCGACCUGGCACGCCAUUCCACACCCUUUCGCGUGUAUGCUGCACACCAUCGAAACGUAUGAGCUGCUGAUGUUCCAGAAUAGGGCUAUGGUGGUCAUGCAGUUGAUUCCUUUCCACAAUCCCGCCAGUCGAGCGGUACGUAGAAACACCUUGAUCGUGUUCAGUAUCGACCCGAUUUCGAAAGAAAUCAAGGAGGAGGCGAGAGGCCCUGCUUAUACCAUGCACGGUGCAUCGUCUACCCUAUUCACCAGUGACGACGAAUCGAUUUACUUCGGAGACCCUCAGACGGUUAAGAGCUCCGUGGUCGCGCUUAAUGUGCACAAGCGAGAGUGGAGCUGUCUUCGUCGACCAUUGUGCACGGACGGAUCGUUCCAAAACAAAUGGGUCACCUUUGCCUUUCAGCCUGGAAUGAACCCUUUCGUUGCAGUUUAAUUAUUUUUCUGUCUUCCACGACACCAUUACACAGCAGCUACUGUCAGCAAUGUACCUUUAUCGCGGAGAACAUUUCUCAUGCGCAAGCAUGAUAAAUGUGCAAAAUUACAUUUGUAUAUAUGAAGUUGGCAGUUCCAAUUGUCAAGAUCGCCUGAACUGGCGAAGGCUCACUUUAGACCACAUUUGUAUGGGACAUCUGCUGUUCUUUGAUCCCGAAGUUGUUUUGAGCUUCGAGAGCAUAGUUCUUUCUGAUACUCUGUCGACAGGAGCACGAGCCACACCUGUUGUCUCCAUCUCUUGGCGGAAGUGAUUCCGUGCUAAGCAGAUGGGUGAUGUGAAAAACCCCAUGGCUCUUUCCAUUCUUUAUAAUACUGCUUACCCCGACCACGACAUAGUGUAGCUUAAUAGUGGUCAGGUCAGCCCGAUCACUGGAAUCUUCUCAGUGAGUCCAACAGUUGGAGCAGCAUUUGUACAAAUUAGUCUUAGGAUAUUCGUUUGCCUUUCGGCUUGUAUUCAGACAAAGAACAGAUUUUGCGUUGAAGCCUAACCGAAGUGUUGCUAGAGAGGAAAGGCAAGAUUUUAGUACACCUGUUCAACAGAAUACGAAAUGUAAGUGUAAGAUUUGAAAGUCUAGCUAUUUAGGUGAGCAAGCGGAGGAGGUAUCAUGCUAUUCCAUGUACUGAGUCCACUAAAACAUAAUCGAUCAAGACAAACGCAACUUUUGACCU
This is a messenger RNA of Marchantia polymorpha subsp. ruderalis, 2433 nucleotides long. The record is from the annotation of a GenBank genome assembly. NCBI's taxonomy places the organism in Eukaryota, Viridiplantae, Streptophyta, Marchantiopsida, Marchantiales, Marchantiaceae.